Anoplopoma fimbria (sablefish) is the source of this 483-nucleotide messenger RNA. RefSeq names its product growth hormone releasing hormone (gene ghrh). The record is from RefSeq and is a predicted model, not a curated record. Gene Ontology annotation, biological process: positive regulation of cell population proliferation; adenylate cyclase-activating G protein-coupled receptor signaling pathway; positive regulation of multicellular organism growth. The transcript is spliced from 4 exons. Gene Ontology annotation, molecular function: neuropeptide hormone activity; growth hormone-releasing hormone activity; peptide hormone receptor binding. NCBI's taxonomy places the organism in Eukaryota, Metazoa, Chordata, Actinopteri, Perciformes, Anoplopomatidae. Gene Ontology annotation, cellular component: extracellular region; terminal bouton; perikaryon.
AUGGAGAAAGCUGCACUGCUGCUGUUUUGUUGCCUGGUCAUGUCUUUAUCAGGCUCCCCGCUCUACCCGUCCAUUAGGUUUGGCCAGAGGGACACAUCCAUCCUGAUGACAUCUUCUAUGAGGAAUCCAGCAGAGCAGCUGGAGGAUGAAACGAGUCCUCCCAGGGAGCGGGCAGAGUUACGCUCCGAACGGCACGCUGAUGCCAUCUUCACAAACAGUUACAGGAAGGUGCUCGGCCAGAUCUCUGCCAGGAAGUUCCUUCAGACGAUCAUGGGCAAACGGCUCGGAGAUAAAAGUGAGAGCUACAUGAAACGUCAGUCAGACAUCUACGAAGGGACCUAUAAAGAAGAUCUUACAUCCAUCCGGAGCAAUCAGAGAUACAGAGGAGUGCAGGGGAACGUCAUGAGGCCAAGGUGAAUUAAUACUAUUAGAGCUUUAUACUCUGGAGCUCAGAGCUCUGAGGAAAGCAUAAUGACAUGUUAG